AUGGCGUUCUUUUUGGUUCUUAGCAUCUUUGUUGCUGUUGCAUCGGCACUCUCAGUGUCGAGACAGAUUCAACUGGGAAAUCAUGAAUACUUUGUCCCUCCCACGGCAUCCUGGAAACUUGAAUCAUGGGACUACAAGGCUGGAACGGACGAAUUUGUUCCCCUAACCGUUAUUCAUCUGAAUGACACGGUCAAUGCAGCCAGCGUUGCCUCGGCGUUGGUUGAGUACGAGAAAGACGACGUGUGGACAGCAUCCUUUGCCGAGGUCAUAUGUGUCAAGUGCACAGAAACGACAAACGAUUGGGUCAAGGAUCUACCCCCUGAUUACAAUGCAUCGGCUGUCUUUUACUCAGAGACCUCUCCUCCUGGGCCGUACUUUGUUCACGCGGCUACUGGAAACGUGUAUCAAGCGUAUCGGCUUUACGCAGAUACAAAUCAAGCUUUCAUUCAGGCUUCUUAUCAAGAUCCUUCAGGAAUCCAUCAUCCUCUCCGCGCUGCUAGUUUCUCUGCUGGAGGGCUUACCAUUGCCGUUCCUUCUCGACUCUACUUUACCCAAACACCCGAGAAACCUCUUGCUGGUGUGAGAAUCUCUGUCAAAGAUCUCUACGAUCUCAAAGGCAUCAAAACAAGCGGUGGAAACCGAGCAUUAUACGAAAUCAGCGACAUCAAAAACGAGACAGCCUUUGCGGUUCAGAGACUAAUCGACGCUGGUGCGGUUGUCAUCGGUAAGAACAAGAUGUCAGAGUUUGCAUUUGCAGGUAUUUACGUGACGGAACACAUCGAUUACCUUUUGCCGUUCAAUCCCCGUGGAGAUGGGUACAACUCGCCAAGUGACAGCUCUGGAGGUUCAGCUGCAGCUGUAGCUUCAUAUGAUUGGCUUGAUGCCACUAUGGGGAGUGAUACAGGCGGCAGCAUCAGGGGACCAGCUGCGGUCAACGGGGUUCAUGGGAAUCGACCAACCUUCGGGGCUGUGGAUCUUACUGGAGCACUUCCUUUGUCAACAGCAAUGGAUACCUCUGGAAUCCUUGCUCGAGAUCCUCUUCUAUGGUCCAAGAUCAACCGAGUUCUCUACUCCGAAACAAAAGAGUACCACAAGUACCCAAAGAUCAUUUAUCUCGACCCAGAAAGCAAGGCGAUGAUAUCCAACUUGCAAGACUACUUUGUGGAAGUUUCAGAGGCUGCCCGAAACUUCCUUGAUGCCUUGACCAAGCUCUUGUCAGCUGAAGUUAAAACCUUUUCUCUCGAUAAGGAAUGGGACAAGUCAGGGCCUGACCCAGAUAACUCCCUUUCAGACAUUACUAGUUUUGUCUACCGGAAUUUGACCCGAUACGAGCAGUGGAACAAGUUUGGAAAGGACUACGUGAAGAAAUACAAGGCUUCUCACAAUGGAGAAUUCCCUCACAUGGUCCCCCACAUUCGAAGCGGUUGGUUGAUGGCGAACAAGACAAUGACCGAGGAGACACACCGUGAGGAUCUUGAGUCCAAGAAGAUGGUUGAGGACUGGGCCGCGAAGCAUUUCUUGUCUCCUGACAAGGAGACAUGCACGAAGGCUGUAUACGUCUACUUUUGGACCCCAUUGUCAAAUUACAAGCCAGAUGUCUCCAAAGACACUUCCAAUCCUUACAUUUCGCACUUGGCCGGCAUAAUCUCGAAUCAACAGGCGGCAAUUCUCGAGUUGAACAAGACCAUCAACUGCAAUACUACUCUUGGAACCCCUGAAGCCUGCAAGUUUUCCUUGGAAGCCCUUGGAGACAACGACGACGACUCGGAUGAUUCCGUUUCUCCUGGUCGUCUUGCAUCUCUUGCCGGUCUCCCCGAUUACGCCAUCACUCUUGGAAGCUUUGACUUGGGAGGGGUAAACUUUUCCAACUCGACCCUGAAGAACCAGAGUCUACCACUGGCAGUGGACAUUAUGGCCGCCAAGGGAUGUGAUUUUGUCAUUCUGGAUAUCGUUGAAGCAUUGUACAAAGAGGGGGCUAUCAGAACGGUCAAAACUGGGCCAAUUGUUUAG
Molecule: messenger RNA, 2010 nt
Organism: Fusarium keratoplasticum
Lineage: Eukaryota; Fungi; Ascomycota; Sordariomycetes; Hypocreales; Nectriaceae
Product: Amidase domain-containing protein
Exons: 4
Coding region: 1-2010 (669 amino acids)
Source: RefSeq, a predicted model, not a curated record